GGAGCAGUUAUAGUUGCGUUUCUACCCAGGAGAGUUCGGUUCGGUGCGGUGUGUGUUUCUUAGUGAAAAACUAUAAAAAUGUUGCGUUCAGCGACAUUUGUCUAUGUUAUUGUCGUUUUUGUCGGAACUUUAGACCGAAUCAAGGGUAUCGACCCCAAUUUGAGCUCAACUGGUUCAGUGUCUCACUUUGAGCCCCAAGUAGCCAUUUUGUGCGAUGUCAGCAAUAGGGGGCAGGAAGCUUACCAGCCUAAAUAUAUGACUGAGCAAGGUGAAUGGGCCUCCGAUCUUCGAUCGAAGGCCUCCUGCCUCAAGGACAAGAUGGACAUCUUGAAUUACUGCAAAAUGGUAUAUCCCAAAAGGGACAUAACCAACAUUGUAGAAAGCAGCCACUAUUUGAAAAUCGGUUCCUGGUGUAAAGCUGGAGCUACACCUGGAGCGCAAUCCAGGGGCAAAUGCAAAACUGCCCGAUGGGUGAAACCAUUCAGGUGUUUAGAAGGUCCGUUCCAGUCCGAUGCGCUUCUCGUUCCCGAAAACUGCAUGUUCGACCACAUUCACAACCAGAGCAACUGCUGGACCUUUGGAAGAUGGAACGCAACAGCUGGAACUGCUUGCCAGGACAAAAAAUUGCAGUUGAGGUCGUUUGCCAUGCUGUUGCCUUGUGGAAUUUCUUUGUUUAGUGGAGUGGAGUUUGUCUGCUGCCCCAAACACUUCAAAGAAAGUGUAAAACCCAAAAAGCCCGUCGAGUUGGCCAUUCUGAAAAAAGAACAGGAUGUGUUUUCCGAAGCUCUGGAUGAUAGUGAUGAUGACUCGGAUGAAGAUGACAGCAAUGAUGAUCUGGAGGAUGUGGCUGAUGAUACUGAAUUGUCCGAUGAACCGAGUAUUGACGACGAAGACGAUGAUGAGGAAGAUGAUGAUGAUUACGAUGACAGCGAUUGGGACACGACGUCGCAAAGCACCACUAUUGGCAUGAAGGUACCAACCACUUCAGCUACAACCACGACCACGACUACCAGUACCACUACAACGGAAAAACCCACCACGGAAGCCACUCCAGAUCCAUAUUUCACUCACUUUGAUCCUCGAAAUGAACAUAACAGCUAUAAGGAAGCGCAGGAACGUCUGGAGGAAACUCACAGAGAAAAAGUAACCAGAGUGAUGAAAGACUGGUCGGACUUGGAAGAGCGCUACCAAGAUAUGCGCUCCACCAAUCCCAGAGGAGCUGACGAAUUCAGGCAGAGAAUGACGCAGAGGUUCCAACAAACCGUGCAGGCUCUGGAAGAGGAGGGAGAUGCGGAAAAACACCAGUUAGCCGCCAUGCACCAACAAAGGGUGUUGGCGCACAUCAACCAGAGGAAGAAGGAAGCGAUGUCGUGCUACACACAGGCUUUGAACGAAAGUCCACCAAACACCCACAGAGUCCAGAAAUGUCUGCAAAAGCUGCUGCGCUCUCUUCACAAAGACCGAGCCCAUGCCAUCUCCCAUUACCGCCACCUUUUGGCCGGCAGCAUCGAAGCUGCAGCUCGAGAACAACCCAGCGUCUUGGAACGACUCACUGAUAUCGACCGAACAGUAAACCAGAGCAUGCAGAUGUUGAAGCGCUACCCUGAUCUGGCUUCGAAGAUUGGUCAGUUGAUGGACGACUACAUUCAAGCGCUGCGAUCGAAAGAUGAAACCCCUGGAUCCCUUCUAGCUAUGACCGCUGAUGCCGAGCAGGCCAUCCUGGAUAAGUACAAGGCGGAAAUUGCCACCAAGCAGGCGGAACGGGAGCGGCAAAGGUUGCAGGAGAAGGAGCGCAAGGAGCAGCGCAAGAAGGAGCGAACGGUGUUAAAGGAGGAGAAGAAGCGGGUUGAGGCAGCAUUGGGCAAGAAAAUCAGCAACAUCGACGAUGAGGAUAUUGAGGACAAUUCCGUUGAUGAGAAACCUUCAACCCCGGUGUUUGUGGUGUCGACUGCUGAAAGCACUGCAGCUGAAACGGUAAGUUAUUUGGCAACAGCAACCCCAACCAGUCACAAGGAGGUGGAUGAUGUGGCAGUCCAGGAGGCUGUAGAAGAAGUUGCCAAAGCUGCCACCCAUAGACAGGAUGUUAUUAGAGUUGCCCAUGUUAUGUCGCAUGAAAUAAGCCAUGGGGAACCGACGUUUACGGUGCGACGCGAAAUCUAUGGACGUAGAGAUGGAAAAAGCGUCUACUUCACCGUAGCCUUUGCUGGAAUGGCCUUGAUGGCGGCAAUUGUGGUGGGAGUUGCUGUAGCAAAGCGCAGAUCUGCACGAUCCCCUCAAAGUCAAGGGUUUGUUGAAGUAGAUCAGGCGGCCACGCCCGAAGAGCGGCAUGUAGCCAACAUGCAGAUCAACGGCUACGAGAACCCCACCUACAAGUACUUCGAGGUGAAGGAGUAAGAAUGGCCGAUGAGAGUGUACAAAAUCAGAAAUUUCCGUUUUUUUACAUUAAAUAACCUCCUUCUGUUCAUUUGUACAUUACGCAAACAAUUUUGAUUUUAUUCGAAGCAAUAUUUUUGAUCGAUCUGUAGUUUGUAUAUUGAGUUAAGUUUUUUCUUUAAUUGAUAUUAGUGGAUUGGGGAAGUUGCCCGACACUCGAAUACAUGCCCAUUCACUCAAUACCCGCGGUGGUAUAUUUGAAUCAUUCCAAUAUUUUCCUCGUUUAUAUUUAGUAAUAUUUGUACUUAAUACUCUUAACGCAACUUGAUAAUAAUAAUUCUACAUAUGCAAAAAUUAAAUAUAUUAAAUAAUAUUUUGAAGUAAAGGAAACUUUAAAUAGUCAUGUUUUUUGCAUAUGACUGUCCACAUUUUUAACAUAAUGUAACCUUUAGCGGGGGUAUGCGACUGUAUUCUACAGUACGUUUCCUUCGAGUGCAUGAAGUGCUGAUAUUAAGCUAAUUUGCUACAAGAUUUUUUUGAUGUGUUUCACACUAUAAGAGUUUUCAUUUCAAUACAACUGCAUACCCCUUUAGAUGUAUUGUAAUUAUACACUACGCGCCGUAUAGGAGUAAUUAAUAUCGAUAUAGCAAUCCAAAAUAAAAUGUGUAUUAUUACAAUAUCAAAUUAGCCGCUAGACUCAUAUGGUACCCUCCAUAUUAUACCUAAUAAUAAAAAAAUUAGCCGUAACUGCAUGUUACUUGACAGCUUUUGUACAAAGUCUUAUUUUUGUUACGAGUUUGACCGAGUUAUUCUCAAUUUAUCCUUUAAACGAGACGAGUUCAGCUGUUUAAACGCAAAAAUAUACUAAACACUAUAGAGUUAGGUCACUGGCUAGAGCGCAACUAUAUUCGAAUAUAUUGCAUUUGAUCUGAAGUGUUCUUCUAAGUUAGCUCUUGAUUACAUAAAGCUAAACAAUAUAGCAAACGCAAUGAGUUUUCGAGAUUAGCACCGAACUGUUUUAACGCGAUCAACCCUUUGGCAGCUUUCUAUGUACCAAAUAUCCGAGCUAAACUAAAGCGAAAGUUCUCAGAUUUAAAAUGUCCCGACUUAAGUUGGCUUAUUGCAAACCGGAAAAUACACGGUGUUCUAUCUUUGAUAUAACAAUAUGCGAGGACGUUGAAUGUUUUGUGAGUGCGCGAGUUAUUUUUGGUUAAAUUUAAAAUGCCGGUUGCAAACGAAUGUUGUUACAUUUGAGAUAGCACUAAAUGGUAUUCGGACCUUUUGUAUUUUGAUUUUAUACUUUGUAAAUACAGACGGUAGAAGCGAAAGAUUUUUUUGCCGGUGUUAGAGUUUGUCCUCUGGCUACUCCAUCAAAACUGUGAAGUAAAGCAUCAUGUAAAUUACGAAUUAUCAUUUCCGUAGCAAAUUCAUAUCAUGUGUCUCGAGAAGUCAAUCAGUAUUUUUUAACGUUUUGUGCUUUAAAAUUUAACUAAUAUAAAUGUAGCUAAAUGUGUACAGAAAGGAAAUCAUAAAUUUCCACUUCUCUAAGAUAUUAAAAAAACCCUUAGGCUUUAAAGAUGCAAGGCGUAACCUUUAAUAAAAAGUGUGUUUAUGUGCUGAAAAAUCCUAUUUCGUACUAAAACGUCUUUAUUGACCUUAUCCUCAAUUCUGUGAAAUAAAUUUUUGUUAGAUUAGUUUAGUAGUUAACAUUAAUGUUUUGUGGCCAUGUAAUUUUAAAUUUAAUGUAAUGAAUAAAUCAAUAAACAUUU
This is a messenger RNA of Dendroctonus ponderosae (mountain pine beetle), 4142 nucleotides long. RefSeq names its product amyloid-beta-like protein. Gene Ontology annotation, molecular function: transition metal ion binding; heparin binding. Gene Ontology annotation, cellular component: neuronal cell body; membrane; neuron projection. The transcript has 12 exons. The coding region runs from base 79 to 2394 and encodes 771 amino acids. NCBI's taxonomy places the organism in Eukaryota, Metazoa, Arthropoda, Insecta, Coleoptera, Curculionidae. Gene Ontology annotation, biological process: central nervous system development; axonogenesis. The record is from RefSeq and is a predicted model, not a curated record.